AUGCAGUCGGGAAUUCAAGUCUCCCCCGACCUCCACGAUGCCUUCACCUCUUUCUCCUCCGACCCCUCCAUCUUCUGCCUCCCCGUCACAAUCAGCGGAGAAAGCCUGACUCCCUUGCCUACUAUCUCCUUCUCCGCCUCGGACGAUUUCUACCAAUCCCUCCCCCAACUCUCGUCCGUCCUCCAGCCCAAAACCCCCAUCUACCUCCUCCUUCGCCGCCCCCAGUCCGGCUCCUCCACUUUCUCCGCCCUCACGUAUAUUCCGUCCAAUGCGCCUGUUCGCUCCAAGACCCUCUUCGCCUCGACCCGGGCUACGUUAGUGCGGGAAUUGGGCAGUGAGAAGUUCGACGGGACGAUCUUUGCAACCGAGGAGAAUGAGAUUCUCGGUGAGGCUGCAUGGCGGGAGAGAGAUGCCGAGAAGAAUGGCUCGGUUGGGCCCGGGGGUGUUCGGAGAGAAGAUAUUAUGGGUGAGAAGGAGAGGGAGUUGGAGUAUGUGAGAAGGGCUGAAGAGGAAGCCAGGAUUGGAACCCCCGGGAGAGAUAUUGGUAUUGGUGGUUCGUUUGCUAGAGGUGGAGGUCGCGGACCUUUUGGUUCCGGGAGUGGUGCUGGCAUUGGUAUUCAAAUGCCCGUGGAAGAGGAUGCAAAGGCUGCUCUUUCCGGACUGCAGGCGGGUGGACUGGUGCAACUGGCCAUUGACAUCCCAACGGAGACAUUGAAACUCGCUGCUUCGGAAUCAGGCAUUGAUGCAGACUCCGUUCAGUCUCACAUCCCCCCGUCCGCGCCUCGGUACACUUUCUAUCACUACCCCGACUCGGAUGUGGUCAUCUUCAUCUAUACCUGCCCGUCGGGUUCGUCGAUCAAGGAACGCAUGCUGUACGCCAGUUCUCGGAAUAAUGCCCUCGGUGUUUCCGAGGAGCAGGGACUCAAGAUUCUCAAAAAGAUCGAAGCAUCUUCGCCAGACGAAAUCUCUGGAGAAAGACUGCAGGAAGAGGUCAGCCCAUCUCAGGACCAAGGGCCGCGACGGGGAUUCGCCAGACCUAAGCGACCUGGAAGGUAA
Messenger RNA from Aspergillus wentii DTO 134E9, 1056 nucleotides. Its product is annotated as twinfilin. The coding region runs from base 1 to 1056 and encodes 351 amino acids. Lineage: Eukaryota; Fungi; Ascomycota; Eurotiomycetes; Eurotiales; Aspergillaceae. Gene Ontology annotation, molecular function: actin filament binding; actin monomer binding. The record is from RefSeq and is a predicted model, not a curated record. Gene Ontology annotation, biological process: barbed-end actin filament capping; actin filament depolymerization. The transcript is spliced from 4 exons. Gene Ontology annotation, cellular component: cytoplasm; actin filament.